UGGUUGUCCUGAGCUUGCGUCCUUCACUGAAUAUCGCCAUAACAGCGCUUGUAGACACCGGUCACCGAAUAGGACCCUGUUGUCUUGAGAAAGUCCGGAGUGGAAAUACACCGAAGACGUGAUGAAUGGGACCACACUGGGGGAUUGAGUAGCGGAAGUCCUUUGGUUUGCCGGACGCCCAUCUCCUCGCUUUCCAAUCAUCGUCGGGCGCUCUCACGUUCUGGCAAGUGUGAACAUCUUGGGGCGGACCUCCUGAUGCCCUAUUUGUCUGGCCCACCACGAAGGGGCGUACAGGCACACUCUUAAAAUACCGCCCCCCGCGCCAGGGUCGUUCGAAGCUCCUCCCUUCUACCACGUCUCUGAUACGCUCUGCGAAGAUGCUGCACAAAACGGGGCUCGUUCUGGCGUUCAGUGUUGCCUCUGUCCUUGCAGCGCUGCACCAGGGGCCUACCGCAGAAGUCCUCAACAAGGAUUACGACUUUGUCGUAGUAGGAGCUGGGGCCGGCGGCGGCGUGAUGGCCUCGAGGUUGACGGAGGAUCCUCUUACCCGAGUUCUGCUGAUAGAGGCGGGCGGGAGCGACUUCGAGAAUUUGAAUAUCUCAGUACCUGGACGGUCAUCGACCCUGCCGAUGUCUGCGUUCGAUUGGAACUUCACCACGAUGGCUCAGCCGGGUCUUAACAAUCGGCCUGUCGGGUACCCGAGAGGCUUCGUCCUCGGUGGAUCUACGGCCCUCAAUCAAAUGGUGUUCAGUCGAGGAACUAAAGACGACUACGAUCGCUGGGCGAACGUGACAGGGGAUGAUGGGUGGUCUUUCAAGAAUCUCCUUCCCUUCAUUUUCGCGGUGGACAGAAUGACGGCACCGGUUGAUCACCACAACACAAUCGGCCAGUUCAACCCCGCAAUUCACAAGAAUGGUGUGGUGCCGAUUAGCGUUGAGGGGUUUCCUCUUGAAAUCAACUCCCGGGUGAUCGACACUACUCGCGAGCUCGCUGAACAAUUCCCCUUCAAUCUAGACUACAAUUCGGGGAACACGAUUGGGUUUGGCUGGACGCAGAAUACGAUCCAUGAUGGCCAUCGUGUGACUUCGGCCAGCUCCUACCUAGCCCAGGCUAUCAAUCGCCCAAAUCUGGACGUGGUGGUGAACACUCGUGUUACGAAGGUGGUAUCCGUUGGUCGAGAGCAAGGAAAGCCCGUGUUCCGUGGUGUCGAAAUUGCUCAGAGCGCCGAUGGGCCAGUGCACACUCUGAAGGCAAAGAAGGAGGUCAUAUUGUCCGCUGGAUCCCUGAAGACACCUCACAUAUUGAUGCUUUCUGGUAUAGGCGAUGCUGCACACUUGACUGCUCUGGGCAUCAAACCCGUCGUCAAUCUUCCUGCCGUCGGUCAGAACCUGCAAGACCACGUCUUCUUAGGCAACAGCUGGGUAGCAAACUCGACCAACACGCUCGACGAUCUGCACCGCAAUAGCACUCUUGCAGCAGAGGCUCUUGCGCUCUGGAAGAUCAAUGGUACAGGGCCACUCGGUCUGGGCGCAGCAAGCCAGUUCGGAUGGUUGCGAGUCCCGAACGCGACCGGCUUUUUCCGAUCGCUGGGAGUCGAGGACCCGAGUGCAGGAGAGACGUCUGCGCACUUUGAGCAGAUUCCUACUAACGCGUUUGUAUCGAAGACCGUUCCGCUUCCAGCCGAGGGCCACUUCUUCUCGAUCAUCACAGCGGUGGUGUCCCCAACGGCUCGUGGGAACGUCACAUUGAACUCUACGAACCCCUUCGACGCCCCGCUCAUCAAUCCCAACCUGCUCGGGAGUCCAGUCGAUGUCGCCAUCAUGCGAGAGGCUGUCAAGGCUGCUCGGGCAUUCGUCACUGCCCCUACAUGGUCUGACUACAUCGUCAGCGAGUUCGGCGUAUUUGCCAACGCCACCACGGACGACGAACUGGAGGUGUACAUCCGCAAAAACUCGGAUACCGUGGACCAUCCCGUCGGCACCGUAGCAAUGGGCCAGGGGACGAAUGCGCCCCUCGAUUCACAACUGAGGGUGAAGGGUACGGUCGGUCUACGCGUCGUGGAUGCGUCUGCCUUCCCGUUCAUCCCGUCAGGACAUACGCAGGGCCCAACUUAUAUCUUAGCUGAGCGCGCGGCGCAUCUCGUACGCAGUUCACUGUGAUGCCCGUCCAUCGCGGGCUUUGGAUAUACUAGCCAGCAAAUACAAGCGGGAGCUCGUUCGUCCAGUGAGGCCUGUAAGAGAACCCGUAUCGAUUCGUGUGGCACUUCGAGGCCAGCGGCGCCGGAGGGUACCGAGACGCAGAUGGGGCCCGUCCAUCAGAAUCUCGCACCUGACGUGCGUUCAAGCAUCGAUCCACUCGCCUUAGCCUUCGUCACAAACAUAUGCACGCUAAGUCCUACCACAAAGGGCACUCUGGUCCUUCCUCUCACACCUGUACAAAGGGUGUAACAUGAGUACGCUCAUGUUCGAUGCUGCCGCAGGACUCACACUUGGCAUCGGUCAGCCACUAAGCCUGCAGCCCGGGUAGAGACGAUGUUCACAAAGUGCACGACGUCGUAGAAGUCAGCUUUUGAUCAGAUCGGUCAACCACCAAGGUGACAUGCACGCUCGGGAGCCCGACGUCUGCAUAUGCGCGAUGUCAUAGAACUUUUUCCCUGAUCGGUCACCCGCAGAACCUUCACUCAGGUGAAGUGACUCCGGAGGCGAACAUCUCCCGCGAGCAGCCUAUAAAGAGUAGUGUUUUUCCUCUUUAUUCCCCGUCCGCGGUUUCUCAAUCCUCGACCACAUCUCUAUCACCACAACCUACCGUCGCUAUCUCGCUUUCGUCUUUGCUGUCUUCAACCACAAUGGUAAACUUCAAGUACACUGCCGCCUUCGUCGCCGUCGGCCUCUCGAUCUGCACCGGCGUCGGUGCUGUAGUUGCACCCCGUCCCGCUGAAUGCGUCAGGUCGGGGUUCUCGUCGGUCGUCACCGUGACUUCGACCGUGACUUCGACCGUUACCGCAGCCCCGAGCGGAACCCCAGGCUUGGCCAAGCGUCAGGAAGACACCACCACGAUUACCACGGAAACUGACACGACCACCACGAC
Messenger RNA from Dichomitus squalens LYAD-421 SS1, 3087 nucleotides. Its product is annotated as alcohol oxidase. Lineage: Eukaryota; Fungi; Basidiomycota; Agaricomycetes; Polyporales; Polyporaceae. The record is from RefSeq and is a predicted model, not a curated record. The coding region runs from base 378 to 2159 and encodes 593 amino acids. Gene Ontology annotation, molecular function: flavin adenine dinucleotide binding; oxidoreductase activity, acting on CH-OH group of donors. The transcript is spliced from 17 exons.